Molecule: messenger RNA, 804 nt
Organism: Mya arenaria
Lineage: Eukaryota; Metazoa; Mollusca; Bivalvia; Myida; Myidae
Exons: 6
Coding region: 100-804 (234 amino acids)
Cellular component (GO): trans-Golgi network
Source: RefSeq, a predicted model, not a curated record
AUAUUAAUAUUUAACGCACGUUUUAGAGGGGAUUAUGAAACUUAUAAAGGGAAAUUAAACGAAGUAAACAAAGAAGGCGUUGUUGCCAAAAUUGUAAUAAUGGAGUAUAUACAUUUAUUCUAUGGCUUGUUAUUUCUAUAUGUUGUGGUCACGUGCCAGUCAUGUGAAAAGAAGAACUCGUGUAAAUGUGAAUGUCCAGGUGGAACUAUAGAUCUCAGUCCCUUGUCAUCAAGUUCGGGGCCAAAGUACAAGGAUGUUUCCGCCCCGGAUGGCUACCAAUACUCCUACAACCCGUGUGACUCGUUUACGGAGACCAACGCUUUGUCGGUCUAUGACUUCUGUCACGAUGUUGCUGCAUGUCAAGUUAUAAAUAACGCCGGCGUGUUCCAAUUCUACGACACCGGAAAACAAGAUUCUGCCUCGUUCCGAGUUGCUGCCGGAAGUGAUGUCGGUAUAGAGGAAACAACUGAAGUUGUUGUUGUUAGUUACCUGGCUGGUGACUCAUCUAGACAGACAGAGGUGGUGCUAGUGUGUAACAAUCAAGAUGAACAGACAGCCUUUGACACUCUUGGAGAGCUACCAGGCUCUAACCCGCCGUUCUUCAUCUCGUGCACUGCAGCUUAUUUUGGGUUUGGAAUACUUUAUAAGAUGGCUAUUAAGAAAGAAUCAGGGAAAAAUGUUAUACCACAAAAACAGUUCUGGACCACCUUGCCUGGACUUAUCAAGGACGGAGUUCUAUUUGUUAAAAGCAGGGGAGGAAGAGCGGGGUAUUCAGAUGUGCGAGGCGGGAGCGGAAAAAUUUAG